Messenger RNA from Laccaria bicolor S238N-H82, 1902 nucleotides. RefSeq lists its product as uncharacterized. Lineage: Eukaryota; Fungi; Basidiomycota; Agaricomycetes; Agaricales; Hydnangiaceae. The coding region runs from base 1 to 1902 and encodes 633 amino acids. The transcript is spliced from 3 exons. The record is from RefSeq and is a predicted model, not a curated record.
AUGACGGACGCGGACAAGGAGGAGGUUGCCAUUCUCCUCGGCUGGAACCGGGGCCAAAUGAUCGAUGCUUGCGAGGAGGGCAUUUUUGUGAACCCAGCGAAGUUGAAGCCAGACAUGGCUCAGAGCCUUCCUAAGCCAUCUACGCAGAACAUUCCCAGACCACCUUCAGUAGGGCGAACAGAAACAAUUGUGCAGCCUCAACUCCCUGCGCAACUUCCAGAUUUACGUGCCCCACAACCAUAUACGCAGCCUAGCGGGAAGUUUUCAGAAUAUCUUGUGCAUGCACAAGCUCAGCGACCAAUUGUGCAACCCCGACCUGCAUCCGCCCAACCUUCCCAACUCCAAGAUUUACCUGCCUCACAAUUAUAUACAUGGCCCAGCAGUAUUAAAAUUCCAGAACAUGCCGCACAUUCCCAAGCUCAGCGUCCCCGAUAUUCACUUGGUCUAUCACAAAUGACACAAUCACGACAUUUGAGUGGACAAUCAUCACGCGUCCCACCACCGCGCCAAUCACGACCUUACAGUAGUGAGGGGGAAGGUGAUAUAAGUGACGAGGAUGACGAUAGAGAAGAGGAAGGUGAUACUAGCGACGAAGAAGAGAGCGGCGAAGAUGACGAAGAGGAGGAGGAGGAUAUCGAUGGUUACGAUGAAGAGGUGGAUAGCGAUAAUCCCAUUAAAGAGGACGACAAUAGCACGUCGGGUACCCCAUUCUCGCACACCGAACCAUUUUUCGGUGAGUGGGAACGGAACUUGGAGCGGGCUCAACGUGUCCCAGAGCUGACAGCGGUGCAUAAUGCAUCCAAUAUUCAACAAGCUGGGGAGCUAUUGGGGACCAGGGAAGCACUGCAGCAUAACUUCCGUUCCGGUCAACUGAGAGACUCGAGAGCCUCGUCAAACCCAAAGACGAAAGACGGCAGGGGCGGACGCGUGCCCAAAGACAUCUUCAAGCAUUUGGAGUCGUUCGUUAGAAAGCGCAAUGUGGCCGAUGACGAAGGUGAAUUUGGACCCUCACACCCUGAUGGGCGACCAACUCCCAAAGAGUCACCCGUGACACUGAAGACAAUCAGCCAACUAGAUCCAGUCAUCGGUGAGACCUCGCGUCUGCCACCCCCAGCCACACAUCGCAACUAUACUCCGGCGCCUUCCGGAUCCCAUCCCAUGCACAUCAAGCUACAUCCAGUUAUUGGUGAGACCUCACAUCGGCCACCCUUGACCAUGCAUCGUAGCGGCACUCCAGUGCCCAUCAGAUCCCAUCCCAUGCACGCAUCGUGGUACGACAUUGAUGAAAAGGCUAUCGCAGCCGAGGACAAAACUGAGUUGAAGCCUUGGGAUUCCGUACCUCACGAAUAUGAGCGAACCGAGCUGUUUCACAACGAUAUCAACAGCGUGAGGUCAUCCGCAUUCAUGCUGGCAGAAGAAGGCGGAGAUCAAUAUCGCCAGGAUGAUGAAGAGAUGUCUUAUGACGAGGAUGAAAGCGAUUGGGACAGUGUCAUCAGUUCAGAAAGCUCCAUAACUAUGACAGAGACUUCUGCCCACUUCACGAGAUCUGAUCAACCACGGCCAACCGAUAUCGGCCAAUCCGCGCCAAUGAUGGUGAAUGCAGGAGGAACAAACCCGGAUCAGCCAAGCGUCCAACGUUCCGCGUGGCGAACAACACAAUCCAUCCCUAAAUGGAUGAUGCCUGCCGAUAUUCGUUCAAAGAGUUCCACCACCAGCACGACGGCCGCUGGUCAACAAGAUCCCUGGAAUAGCAGCCAAUACACCCCGGCAGGGGCACAAAAUGGCGGCUUCAAUCGGCCUGGCGCCCAACGUCCAGCACGGAUGAUGCAAGGCCUUCCGAAGUUUAGGAUGUUUUGGGAGAGUCCUGGAUUCAACAACGGCGAUAGCGAUAGGAGAGGGUGA